AUGGACGACAAAACAAAUUAAGAGGGGUAAAAGUUAAAUGGAAAUAUAGGGCUGAAUAAUUAGUGAUAUUUGAGGAGAAAAUCACAACAGUUAAUGGAUAGGUGGCAAUUAAGAAAUAUUAAAGAGGGAAAUUUUUGGGGAAGGGAGGAUUUGCAAAGUGUUAUGAAGCCACAAAUUUGGAGAGUAAGAAGGUUCUUGCUGCAAAGAUAAUAGUUAAGAGUAGUCUAACAAAGAAUAGGGCUCGUUAGAAAGUAAGUGAUGUAAAUUGAUGUAGCUUAUUUCAGAAAUAAAAAUACAUAAGAGUUUGUAGAACACAAACAUUGUACAGUUUGAGCAUGUAUUUGAGGAUCAUGAGAAUGUGUAUAUUUUAUUAGAAUUGUGUUCAAAUUAAGUAAGUGAAGUUGUUUAAAAUUAGACAUUGAAUGAAUUGAUAAAGAGAAGAAAGAGAUUGACAGAGAUAGAAGUGUAAUGUUAUGUGGGUUAGAUAAUAAAUGCAUUGAAAUACUUACAUGCAUAGAAAGUGAUUCAUAGAGAGUAAGAAGUUACAAAAUAUUAUAAGUCUUAAGUUGGGUAACUUAUUUUUGAAUAAAUCAAUGGAAUUAAAAUUGGGUGAUUUUGGUUUGGCAACAAAGUUAGAAUUUGAGGGAGAAAAGAAAAGAACAAUUUGUGGAACUCCGAAUUAUAUAGCUCCUGAAGUAUUGGAUGGGAGAGUGGGUCAUUCUUAUGAAGUAGAUGUAUGGUCUUUGGGAGUCAUCAUGUAUGCAAUGUUGAUAGGCAAACCUCCUUUUGAGACUCCAGAUGUCAAGACUACAUAUAGAAAGAUUAGAUUGAAUUCAUAUUCAUUUCCAGAACAUGUGUUGAUAUCAGAUUCAGCAAAAAGUCUGAUAACUAGAAUUUUGAAUUUAGAUCCAGCUUAGAGACCUACAUUAGAUGAGAUUAUGGCUCAUCCAUUUAUGAAUACUGGAGGAACAAUUCCAAAGACAUUACCAUUAUCAACUUUGGCUUGUCCUCCUUCAGCAUCUUAUAAUAAAUAAUUUUAACCUUCAACUAAUACAAGUAACUUAAAGAUGUCUACAAAUAUGUUACCUUAAAGAUUAACAGAAACUACACCAAAUAAUCCUAAUAAUCCAAAGAAUGUCUAAAAAUAAACAAAUGGAUCAUCUGAUCGAUUCCCAUGUAAAAAUUAUAAAUAAAAUAAUAUUAGUAUAGAAACCAAGUUCAAGUGGAAAUCUAAUGGAUGAUAAUUUUGGUUCAAGUGGUUUGAAUAAUGCAUAGAAUGUUGGUUAUGGUGGUUCUUAAAGACCAUAAUCAUAAAAACCAAAUGAUAUUAGAAAUAGUUAAAGCCAGAAAACUCUUUCUUAACCUUUUGGUGGAACAGGAAUGCAAGGUGCUUAAUCUGUCAAUAAUCUUGGAGUGAAAUAGACAUAAUCAAAAUAGGAAGUUUAUGUGAAGAAGUGGGUUGAUUACUCAAGUAGAUAUGGAUUAGGUUAUUUGUUGAGUAAUGGUGCUACUGGAGUCUUCUUUAAUGAUUCUACUAAAAUAGUUCUUGAUACCAAGACUUUGAUAUUUGAAUAUAUGGAGAGAAAAGGAUAGGAUAAACAAGAUAUUUGUGAAACACACAAUCUUAAUGAUUAUCCUUAAGAGUUACAUAAGAAAGUUACACUACUAUAACAUUUUAGAAGUUAUUUGGAAGGUGAACCUCAAACAACUUCAAAUGAAGAUCCAGAAUCCAAAUAGUUAGUCUAUGUUAAGAAAUGGAUGAAAACUAGACAUGCCAUUAUGUUCAGAUUGUCGAAUAAAAUUGUUUAGGUAAUAAUGAUAUUAAUUUUAUAGGUUAAUUUUACAGAUAAGACUGAAAUUAUAUUGUCAUCUGAACAUAAAAUGGUUACUUAUGUGAAUAAAACUGGGGAUAGAAGUCAUUAUCCUUUAGCAACCGCUUUAGAUAGUUAGAAUACAGAAAUGGCAAAAAGACUUAAAGUAUUUAUACUAUUUUUAUUAUUUUCAGUAUACUAAAGAAAUAUUAACUCAUAUGUUGAAUGGUGGUUAAAAUGGAGGAGACAAUAAAACUAAUCAACUUGCUAAUGCUAAUUGGUAGAAUCCAUGAAGAUGAAAUAUUUUGAAAAC
Paramecium sonneborni is the source of this 2124-nucleotide messenger RNA. The record is from the annotation of a GenBank genome assembly. Lineage: Eukaryota; Ciliophora; Oligohymenophorea; Peniculida; Parameciidae.